CUUCAUUUAAAUUACAGUCUGAGCAAUACACAGCACACUCCUCACCAGCGCUCUUUGUUCAAGGACUUCAAAGAUGUUCUACAUCUCUUUAUUUUUGCUUUUCUUUUUCAAUGCAACUCUGAGCAUAAAAAUCUGCUCCUUCAAUGUGAGGUCUUUCGGAGAAGCAAAAAGGGCCAGACCUGAAGUCUUAGAUGUCAUUGUAAAGGUUAUUUCUCGCUGUGACAUCAUGCUACUGAUGGAAAUAAAGGACAACAGCAACAAGAUAUGCCCCCUUUUAAUAGAAAAACUCAAUGGUCAGUACCAAGAAGAAUAUGACUACGUGAUCAGUACAAGGUUAGGAAGAAAGUCCUAUAAGGAACAAUAUGCUUUUAUCUAUAGAUCAAAUGUGGUGUCAGUGAAGGGAACCUAUCAGUAUCCAGAUAUUCAGCCUGGAGAUGUAGAUGCUUUUUCUAGAGAACCCUUUGUUGUCUGGUUCAAGUCUCCAAAAACUGUUGUUAAAGAAUUCGUGAUAAUCCCUCAGCACACCACACCUGAAACAGCUGUGCGGGAAAUUGAUGAGCUCUAUGAUGUGUAUUUAGAUGUCAAACAGCACUGGAAAUCUAAGAACUUCAUCUUCAUGGGGGACUUCAACGCUGGCUGUGGUUAUGUUCCAAAGAAGCACUGGAAGAACAUCAGGCUGAAAACUCACUCUGAGUUUGUGUGGCUAAUUGGUGACAAAAACGACACAACAGUUAGGAACAGCACAAACUGUGCAUACGACAGAAUUGUGAUCCAUGGUGAAAAGCUCAUCAACGCUGUUGUCCCAAACUCAGCUGAUAUCAUUGAUUUUCAAAGGGCCUUUGGAAUGACUGAAGAGCAGGCUCUGGAAGUUAGUGAUCACUUUCCAGUAGUGUUUGAACUUAAAACUACACGGGGUUUCCUCAACGGACCAAGAUCACUUGCUGCAAAGAAAAGAAAAACAAGAACUCUCCACCAUUUGUCGUCCUAGGCACCUUGGAUUCUCUUGCUAUCAUCCUUUCUGUGUACAUUAAAAUAAUAAAAACACACCCCAAACAUUCACUUUAAAACAACAGAUAAUGUUUAAAACUUAGCCUAGUUGUACUCUUUCCUGAUGCAAUAUUUAGUAGAAAAAACCAAUACUUUGUUUAAAUGUGAAAUAUUAUCUAGGAAGAUGAAUGAAGUCUGCAGAUUAUUAUAAGCUAACUAAAAAUAAAUCAGCUAAAAUUAACAUUGCUGAAUUCUUGUCAUGCUAAUACAAAUGUAGGGAGAUAUUUUAAUGUGAAAUGCUUUCACACACUCUACUUCUAGGCCUGUUGGACUGAGAAGUCUGUUUAUUCAUAAUUGUUCUAGAAUUCUGGCAUUCCUGUUUUGUGUCAUACAGGUAAAAACUUUUAGUGUCAGGGGCUCAGAAUAGCACUGCAAGGGUAGCACUACUUGAAGUAUACUCUUAUUCUGCUCUUUGGGACAGAUCAAUUAACUUCAACUGAGCUAUGGCAGUUUACACCAGCUAAGGAUCUGGCCCAUUAACCCACCAUGUUUCAGAAUACAGUCACUCCUCACUUAAAGUCAUCCCGGUUAACAUUGUUUCGUUGUCGAUCAAUUAGAGAACAUGCUUGUUUAAAGUUGCGCAAUGCUUCCUUAUAAGAUUGUUUGGCAGCCACCUGCUUUGUCCACUGAUUGCAGAAAAAGCAGCCCCCCCAUCAGCUGGUGGGGGCUUGGAACCAGGGUGGACCGGCAGCCCCCCCAUCAGCUCCCUGUUCCCCUAAGUUCCCUGUGCGGCAGCCACCCAGCAGGCUAUCAAUUGUGGGCAGUUCAGCUGUCCCUCCCCCCACUGCCAUAUGUUGCUCCUGCCCUCUGCCUUGGAGCUGCUUCCCGGAGCCUCCUGCUUGCUGUGACGGGGGGAGAAGAGCUAAUGUCAGGGUGUCCCCCUCCCCCCUGCUCCUUCACCCCGCUUACCCCAUCUCCAUAGAGCAGGGAGGACAUACGACAAGGCUCAGGACGGAGGGAGCUGUCUCAACUUGCUGAAUCUACUUAAAAAGGCAGUGUACUUAGAGUGCGAUCAGCAUAUUUAAAGGGGCAAUGCACAUCUCUCUCUCUCUCUCUCUCUCUCUCUCACACACACACACACACACACACACACACACACAGUGUGUCUCUGUCUGCCAUGCUGUCUCCCCUCCAUCCAUUCGUGUUGCCUUGUAGAGUGUGAAGCUAGAUUAACAACAAUGGGUUAACGCUUGAGGGCUCAGCCGAUUGCUAGUUCAUCAUUUAGCAGUAAGGCAUUCCCUGGGAAAUAUCCCACCGUCUGACUUCACUACCUCAACCAAGCUUCACAAUCAUCAUUGCUGUGUACCAGUAUUAAAUUGUUUGUUUUAAACU
Emys orbicularis (European pond turtle) is the source of this 2379-nucleotide messenger RNA. RefSeq names its product deoxyribonuclease 1L3 (gene DNASE1L3). NCBI's taxonomy places the organism in Eukaryota, Metazoa, Chordata, Testudines, Emydidae. The transcript has 8 exons. Gene Ontology annotation, cellular component: nucleus. Gene Ontology annotation, biological process: programmed cell death involved in cell development; apoptotic DNA fragmentation. Gene Ontology annotation, molecular function: deoxyribonuclease I activity; DNA binding. The record is from RefSeq and is a predicted model, not a curated record. Bases 74 to 988 code for a protein of 304 amino acids.